Bicyclus anynana (squinting bush brown) is the source of this 15224-nucleotide messenger RNA. RefSeq names its product sodium/hydrogen exchanger 3 (gene Nhe2). The record is from RefSeq and is a predicted model, not a curated record. The transcript is spliced from 20 exons. Gene Ontology annotation, molecular function: sodium:proton antiporter activity. Gene Ontology annotation, biological process: sodium ion transport; proton transmembrane transport; regulation of pH. Gene Ontology annotation, cellular component: membrane. NCBI's taxonomy places the organism in Eukaryota, Metazoa, Arthropoda, Insecta, Lepidoptera, Nymphalidae. Bases 338 to 3661 code for a protein of 1107 amino acids.
CGAUCCAGUCGCGGCGAAACCUGCCGCUAGCGCGAACCCCGCGACCUCUCGCGAUCGAUACAGACUACAAAAAAAAAUAUAAAUCAAAUAAUACCCCCGUAAAAGAUUAAAGAUAAACACUACCCCAUAAUAACAUUGAAUUAUCGGCAUAGCGAAUGUUAAAUUCUCUAUCGCGCUGAUGGCAUCGGUCAUUUCUAUAUUAAACUCAAAACCAACCGCACUCUGUUUCGAAGCAAAUGUGUAAACAGUUAUAAUGUGCUACUGAAUGUUGAUAUAGUGUAGUGGUAGAAGAUAAGUAGGUAAAUAAAUGUGGCGGUGAUCCGUAUGAGGUGAAACUAUGACGUCACUGAAGCAUGGAGUCAACUUGAGCCGUCGGGCGUGUAGGCAGCGCUUGGCUCUGCUCGCCGUUGGGAUUCUUCUGGCUGCAGCGUCUGCGAAUCCGAUAGAAAGCACCACGAAACAGAGUCCGUCCAUAACUGUUGAUGGGAUCUCCACGUACCCGGGUCUGGGUUUCGGGCCCAUGGGUCCCGUGGCGCCGUUGCCAGGAGCCCCCGGCACCCAGCUGAGGCAACAGCAGAUCACCACCACGGAAGCCGUCACCACCGCCAAACCGAAGAAGGAGCGGACGUUUGUGAUUGCAGCAGUCGAAUUCCAUCGUGUUGAAACGCCAUUCUUGAUUGGCGUAUGGAUCUUUUUUGCUAGCAUUGCUAAGAUAGGAUUUCAUAUGGCACCAAGAUUAUCAAAAAUGUUUCCAGAGUCAUGUCUCCUUAUUUUUGUGGGAGUCUUAAUAGGCGCAAUUCUUUUAAGUACACACAGUGUUCAUGUGCAGCCUUUAACGCCAGAUACCUUUUUCCUUUAUAUGCUACCACCAAUCAUAUUGGACGCCGGCUACUUUAUGCCUAAUCGAUUGUUUUUCGAUCACCUUGGAACUAUUCUCUUGUUUGCUGUAGUAGGAACAGUAUUCAAUACUCUAACAAUUGGUACUUCUUUAUGGGCUUGUGGACAAACAGGAAUGUUCGGAUGUCCAACACCAUUACUUGAUAUGCUUUUGUUUGGAGCCCUUAUAUCCGCUGUAGAUCCGGUUGCAGUGCUUGCUGUAUUUGAAGAGAUUCACGUAGACGAAGUGCUUUACAUCGUAGUAUUUGGAGAAUCUUUGCUCAAUGACGCAGUUACUGUUGUUCUUUAUCACAUGUUUGAAGCUUACACAGAAAUGGGUGCUUCACGACUAAUGUAUACAGACUUCUUGGCCGGCUUUGCUUCAUUCUUAGUAGUAGCCGUUGGUGGUACAUGUAUUGGAGUAGUAUGGGGAUUUGGUACUGGCCUUGUGACUCGCUUCACAAAUGAAGUCAGAGUCAUCGAACCAAUAUUUAUAUUUGUGAUGGCUUAUUUGGCUUACCUUAAUGCUGAAAUGUUCCAUAUGAGUGGGAUUCUUGCUAUUACAUUCUGUGGCAUAACAAUGAAGAAUUAUGUUGAAGCUAACAUAUCGCACAAAUCGCACACCACAAUCAAGUACACGAUGAAAAUGCUUUCGUCGUCCUCUGAAACUAUCAUAUUCAUGUUCCUUGGCGUUGCGACAGUGAACAAUAAUCACGAUUGGAACACGUGGUUUGUCUUGUUAACUAUAGUUUUUUGCUCAGUCUAUCGCAUAAUAGGAGUGUAUAUAUUUAGUGCGGUAGCGAAUAAGUUCCGUCUUCACAAAUUGAAUACCGUCGAAAAGUUUGUUAUGUCUUAUGGAGGUCUCCGAGGCGCGGUCGCAUUUGCAUUGGUGCUAUUAAUAGACCCAGAAGUGGUUCAUCUUCAGCCAAUGUUUGUAACCACGACGAUAGCAGUGAUCUACUUCACCGUGUUUAUCCAGGGAAUCACUAUCAAGCCAUUGGUUAAGAUACUAAAUGUGAAGACUGGUGAGAAAAGGAAACCGACAAUGAAUGAAAGAAUCCAUGAGAGGUUUAUGGAUCAUUUAAUGGCAGGUGUUGAGGAUAUUUUAGGAAAACAUGGCAACCAUCACAUAAGAGAUAAAUUCAAGAGAUUUGACAACAGAUUUAUUCGACCAUUCCUACUUAGAAAUUAUCAGGGAGCUGAGCCCAAAAUUUUGGAAACCUAUUCAAAACUAGCUAUGAAAGACGCAAUCGAGUAUAUGCAAAGAAAUGCGUCAACUAUUGGUAAUAUAUCUGGCGCAGAGUCUAUGUCAGCUAUUUUUAAGAACUAUACAAGCGCUAAUUUUAAUGGAAGCCCAAGCUUUAGUCAAUUAGACACCUCAACGUGGAAUAUUGAUAUGCAAGAAUUGGAAUACAAUCCGUCCAAAAAAGAUUUGACAGAUGCUAGGAUUCAUCAUCUUCUUGCUGAAGAACUCUGCAAACCAUAUCGACGACAUCGUCGAUUAAGCUACAGUAGACAUGCCGUAAACGACCGAGAUUUGGGCACACAAGUGAACUAUAAGACUCAUAUGAAUAUACGGCGUCUAGUAGGAGACAGGAAACACCAUCACAAGCGCAGUAAACGAGGAAAGCAGGAUGGAAAGAAUCAUGUUACUUUCCCAGAAUUCCAGCAAAAUGGUUCGGCCAAACAGUUCACGCACGGUAAAAAAAAAUAUUAUAGAUUAGAUUAUAUUGAUGAGGUGCUACAAGAGGACGAUGAGCAACCCCGCAGAGAACCAGACGAUGGCGGUAUUACUUUCACUGCCAAAUCCCCGCCUGGAUAUGAUGAAGUCAGUCCGACGUCCUCGCAUAAAGAGAACAGUAGUUCUCUGCUAAAUCAAUUGGCUAACUUGCCUGGCUUCAACCCUCUCAAAGCAAGAAUUGUUAAGCAGUAUGCUAAAACACCAGAAGAGAUACUGCCUACAGCUGUUGAGAAAUCAUUACCGUGGAGAAGGGACAGAUCCACGUACAAUUUCGUUCCCAAUGAAGACAUUCUUGAAGAAGAUGAGAGAAGGAUGUCUGAUGAUAAUGAUACAUACAUGACAGUCGCAGAACAAGCGCGGGUCGCCACCCCAACGGCAACCGAGACUAUGUUGCCAUGGAAACGGGAGGAAGCCGAAGGGACAACCGCCCUAAAGCAAUCCGAGUUUCCCUCUUGGGCUUCUAACAAGGAAUAUUUGGCUUACAGUUCACCAUCUGCUACAUUUUUAGGUGGUAUAGAGAAGCCAAAACAUCCAAAAUCUAUCAUAGGUCUGUUCCGAAGAGAGAGCUCUAGUUCAACGCAAGCUGCAGAUCUACCAGUUCUGUCAGAUUCUGAAGGAAAAGCAGAUUCAAUUAAAGGCGAGAGCUCAUCUAAAGCAGAUCAUUUUGGACACUCGAGACAACAUCCAAGUUUAUUAUCCAAGAGAAGCACAAGCCUUGGUGGACCGUCGGUGUUGUUGAUGGAAGAUGUCGCUCAUUCUGAUCCACUUGGUGCAUCUUCACGACCUGCCAGCAUUAUGCAGGGUCCACAUCGAGGGCAGUGCAGAAGGGGAUCUAUGUUAGAAUUAACAGGAUCUCUGUCCCGUGAUGCGAUAACUGAAGAAAAAUGCAGCAAGUCACUUCCCGAAAGCGAAAGGAUGGGCGUGCGGCGGCUUGCCCUGGGACAACAAAGCUUACCCAGGGAACCAUUCAGUCGCCAGCUCACCAUGGCCUCCACCCUCCUCACCAGCUCAUCGUCCGACGAAUCCUCCGAUGAGAACACCUGAGUGCCCCGUCGUGGCAACCACGACAGGUUGCCACUGUUAAAAUAUAGGACACUAGAGUAAGUCUCAAAAUUAGCCUGGUUGUAAAGCCACACCUAGGCCUCCGAUGCGUGCCAUGACAUAAUCUCGUUAAGAAAAAAAGACACAAUCGACCAAUGGCGACUGAACCGGAAAUAUCGCUUUCUCUUUCGUCUUGUCGCAACGAAAGAGAGAGCGAUAUUUAUUUUAUUGUUGUCUUUACGAGAUUAUUGUGGCGUGUUUCUUAGGCUUAUUACACGUGUAUUCAAUUGAAUAUUUUUGUAUGAUAUGGUAUUUGAUAUGGUGUAUUUGUAGCGGGAGAUUUGAUCGCAUUGUGAUAGCACACUUUAGCUAUAGCAUUGAUUGUAUUUGUACGUACUUUUACCUUCUAAAAAUUGUACUAUACAUAGUGAAAGCCUGUGCUAUGCUAUUUUUGGUUUAGUUUGAUAUUAUAUAGCUAAGGACAAGACGAUUGGUAGAAUCGUACUCUUUAGAAAACAAUGAUUCAAAUAGAAAGGUAAUUAUGUAUUUAGGGGAUAUUUUUGUUGUUACUCAAGUUCUAAUAGAUUAAGCUUAAUUUGGUCAUUACAUAAGUAGGUUGACCAUUCUAUAGAUAAAUUCAUAACUUACAACUUGAACACACUAUUUGAUUUUAAUGAUUUUAAACUUAUUUCGUGGUUGUUCAUUAUGAAUGUUAUUUAAACGGGUACAUACCACGAUAAAACGACGAGAUUUUUAUUGAUAUUUCGACCCAGUUGCAUGGAUCGUGGUCACGACGGGACUGAAGUUGCGAGAUGAGAAGUGAAGUCAGCUGUUAGGGGCAAAAUCGAUCUACCCUCUUUCUUGUUCUUUUUCUUUUUUCAACGACCUCGCGUUUUUGGCUGUUUAGGCAAACCACUAAAUUUUUGUAUUUUCGAAUUUCAAUGGCUUCUCGAACUCGGGGUAUAUAGUGGCGGUCCGUGGAAAUAAUGCGUGGAUUAUGGAUCUCAAUCCAAUGUUUAGUUCCCGGUUGUAGAAUGUGAUCAGCUAUCGCAGACUUUUGCGGGUCGUUGUUUUUUAUCGCUCGUAUAUGUUCUGUUACACGGGUUGCUAUGGGCCUCUUCGUUUGUCCAAUAUAAGAGCUACCACAGCUGCAGUCGAUUUUACAAAAAUUUCAAUCGGGAAGAUGGUUUCAAACUAGCCAGCGAGUGGAACCCGGUGGUAGAAUUGUGCAAACCAAGAGGGCGCCGCGACACGCAUAAUAACAAAAGCGAUGUCGUGAGUGUGGUUUGCCUAAACAGCCAAAAACGCGAGGUCGUUGAAAAAAGAAAAAGAACAAGAAAGAGGGUAGAUCGAUUUUGCCCCUAACAGCUGACUUCAUCUAUUUGAUUUUAUUAUAAAGCAUAUUUCAAGGUGGUCUAUAUUUCUAACUAACAUCAGCUAAUUCAAGUGUUUUUUUUUAAGUAAAACAUGCAUUUUGACAAUCCUUAAUCAAAUCAAUUUCUUUUUAAACAACCAAAUUACGUUGAUUGUACAUGUAUUGUUUUAGGGAAAUAUAUUUUCAUUUACUUUUAAGUUUUAGUCAAUUGAAAACUAUGUGCCCAAAAAACUUUGUUCCUAAGAGAUGCGUUUUCGAAUGUUGCGGCAAAAUGUUGUUGCAUAUUUUGGUUCGAAAUAAGUAUUUAUUUAAUCCUAUCUAAUUAUUGUUUUGUUUAUGUUAUAAAUCAAGUUUUACCAUAUUUAAUCCAUUGUAUAAACUUGUAAUAAUCUUACCACAACACUGUGCCAUAAUACAUAAUAGUUUUACUAUAAAGGCAAUCUGAUAAACGUCAUUAAAAAUAAUAACUGUACCUAAUUAGGAAAUGGAACUUAUAAAUAUAUUUUUAUUAAAACUUGACCACUGUAUGCGCUUAUUUUCAUCACAUUUCUUUUGUAGGUAUUUCUGACGCUAGUCUGACUGGUCAGACUCAUAAGUCUAUUUUGUAACGAUAUUUUUAUAACUCGCUAGUACGAGUUUCGAAUACACCUCUAUCUCUCUCUGUCUAACAUUAUACUAUAGAAUGAGAAGGAUAGCGGUGAGUUCGAAACUCGCACUUGCGAGUUAUACAAAUCCUCGUUGGAUAAUAGCCAUGCUGCUAGGCUGUUCUGUAACGAUACUUUGUACAACUCGCAAGUGCGAGUUUCGGAUUCACCCCUAUCUUUCUCAUUCUAUAGUAUCGUGUUAGACAAAGAGAGAAAGAGGUGAAUUCGAAACUCGCACUUUAACACAUACAAAACAUCGUUAGAAAAUAGCCGUGCUGAUCAUGGUUUUUAUUGGUCAGCCCUUGUUGCGCUUCGACGACUAUCUUGAAGGCUCAUCAAGCUAUUUUUAAUUAAAACGUUUUUAUUUUAUUUUCCGCUCGAUAGAAAUCAAUAAUAAAAUAAGAGUCUGUUAGCCAGACAUACUCGUACUAUUAUAUGAUAGCUAGAAAAUUGUCAGACCUCCUAUUAUCACGAGUAAUCGUACGGUAGCUAAUUAUGGUCUUUGAACUGUCAAACGGCAAAACGAAUUGCUUAUGGUGAUCUACAGGGCAGUAUUUUAGACCCAACUCUAUUUCUUGAUUUUGUAAAGGACCUCUGUAACCUGCGUAUAAAUCAAUAAAAUAUAUAAUCAAUAUCUGCGUAUCUUUUGGACAAUUGUGUUGGCUUAUAAAACGAAAAAUUAAAACAAAAUCAUACUUACAAGAGAAAUUUAUAACAAUGACUCCAUAAAUGGCUACCACACAUAACUUUAAUAGAAGCAUAGCCUGAUUUUUCAAUCUUCAUAAAAUAAGAUAUGUCGCUAUUACUGACUCUUGUUCUAUAAUUAUUAAUAUAUUAAAUUGCCGGUAGAAAGUGAACCUCAUCAGUAUUUUUCUAUGCUCUUUUAUUAAACAUUGAACUGUGAAAAUUCGUGAUAAAUCAUCCUGGUAUUAAUAGAUAAAAAUAUUUAUAUUAUAUACAUACUUAUGUGUCCAGGGUCCGAGGGACAUUUUUAGAAUUUGAUAACUAUCAAGCUUUCAUUAUAAGCUGUUGCUUAAUCAAAGUUAUACCAGUUACAUUGUCCUACAAAUAUGGUGGUACGUUAUUCCGGUCUUACACUCAGAAUUUCUUAUUCUCUAGGGAUACUAUGGAAAAAGCAAUUCUGAAGUCUAAAAAUGUUCGCCUGAUCCUGAACUAUAAUAUCGUGUAUUACCUAUAUAGUGAUGUAGUGCCGAUUUUUGAUUACAUGGCACCUGUUGCCAAUGACAAUACAUAUUAGAAUAUUAUAUAUAAAAUAAUGUAAAUAUAUAAUUUAUUAUAACUUAUUUUAGAUAGCUAAUAAUACUAAUAAAUAAUCGAUUGAGGCUAAAUCCUUGUGCACAAAAUAUUCAGAUUCUUAAUUUUUUAGAGCACAAAACUACCGACAAAUUUGUUUUUAAAUGUACCUUAUUAUCAUAAAUAUAAGCAAUAAAUUAUAAUUUAUGCCCAAGAUACGCCGUGACAUAUCUCGAGAAGAUAAGAAUGACAUACUGUCAACCGAUAGCGCCUAACCGGAAAUAACGCUCUCUCUUUCGAUACUUUAAGAUGAAUGAGAAAGCAAUAUUUCGGGCUCGGCCGCCAUUGGUCGACAUGUCUUUUUUAACCGACUUCAAAAAGGAGGAGGUUCUCAAUUCGGUCGGUAUUUUUUUACAUUUCGAGAUAUAAUAUCGUGGCGCGUUGUAGGCCUGCAAAACAAAUUACCUACCUACAGACAAAACAAGAACACUUUAAAAUAAAUACACGUUAGUACGAAAGUUAAAUGUCGAAUACUUUAAUUUUUUUUAAGUCUUCUGAGAUCACAAUACCUAUACAGUAUGGAGGUUUGAACCUUUUUGAAAUUGAAUUUUUGUAUAUGCUUAAAAACAUUUUAAGCCACACACACACAGGCUUAAAUUAACACAAAUGUUCAUAAUUAUAUCAAACACAUUACGGAUUCUUUUCAAAUAUAGGGACAAUUUCACCUCGAGGAAGCCUAGCAAGCGACCAAGUGAAGAGAAAUAGACAAAAUUUCGCCCAAUGACGACGUAGUUGUCCCAGUCCUAUAUCUUUCUUCCUAACGCAAUGCAAGAGAUAGCGAUACUUCCAGUUGCGCCGCUAUUGGUUGAAAUUUGUCUAUGCCUCUUCACGAGACAUGUCAUUAGUCGCAUGUUAGCACUACUGGUGUUUAUAAUUUUUGAUGAACUAAUGGGAUAGCGACUGCAUUUACUUAUUGUAUUGCAUUUAUAAAGAUCUUUACUUACGAAAAUCUUUGUCACCUAUCUCAUCUACUUCAUAUCUAUAACAUGAAACCUCUCUAGAAUUGCAGUGCGAAUAUUAACCUCAUAGGCCCCAUUGUAACGGCGAAUUUUUUAGUCAGCCUCGGGUGCUGAAACCCAUGCGAUGCCAUUGAGGGAACGCUGUUAGUGUACAUUUUAUACAUAACUAGCGGACCCGGUCAAGCUUUGUUUUGACAUAGGUUCACUUAUUCUCUAUCCCUACUCUACCCUUCUAUACCUCUACCCCUACCCUACCCCUACCCUACCCCUACAUUACCCCUACAUUACCCCUACCCUACCCCUACCCCUACCCUACCCCUACCCCUACCCUACCCCUACCCCUACCCCUACCCUACCCCUACCCUACCACUACCAUACCCCUACCGCUUGACUCUUAAACGUUUGUAUGGGAAAUAGAAUAGGGCAGUUUUUAGGGUUUUCCCGGAAAUUAUUUGAUUUUUUUCUCACCUUUUAAACCUUCCCUAUACCUCCACGAACAUUUCAAGACCAAGAUAAGAUAAAUCCGUUAAGCCGUUCUCGAGUUUUAGCGAGACUAACAGCAAUUCAUUUUUAUACAUAUAGAAGAUAUGCGCACUUGUACUGUGUCUUAAAUUGAGUUCUACUAUAUCAUCAUCAUCAUCAUCAUCAUCAUUUUCGAACCAUAGUCCGAUGCCAUUGAGGGAACGCUGUUGGUGUACAUUUUAUACAUAAUAUGCGCACUUGUACUGUGUCUUAAAGUGAAUUCUUCUAUUAUCAUCAUCAUCAUCAUUUUCAAACCAUAGUCGGCUCACUGCUGAGUCUCCUUUCAAAAUGGGAAGGGUUAGGCCAGUAGUCCACCACGCUGGCCCAAUGAGGAUUGGAUUGGAGACUUCACACUCGCAGAGGAUUAAGAAAAUACUCUGAACAGGUUUCCUUGCCAUAUUUUUCCUUCACAUUCGUUUGAGACACGUGAUAUUUAAUUUCUUAAAAUGCACACAACUGAAAAGUUGGAGGUGCCUGCCCUAGACCGGAUUCGAACCCACACCAACCGGAAUUAGGUUAUAUCCACUGGGUUAUCGCGACAAUUCGUUCUACUAUAUUAUACAGCCUGUUAAUUUUUGUAGUACGAAAACUUUUAUUAAUGCUUCUGUAUCGCUAAGAGAAUAUAUUUUCAGUAACAGUCUGUAGGUAGUAUGUCCAUUAUUUUUGAACACUACUUACUGUCUAGCGCGCACGGCGGUCGUUGACCUUACAGCUGAUUGUUCUGUGUAUACAUGAUAGGGUGACCCUAAAAAUCGGUUUUAACACGUUCGCUGCGGUACGAGGUCAAUUGACCUCGUACGUCGAGCGUCUUCAAGAGUUACGAGGUCAAUUGACCUCGUACGUCUAGCGUCUUCAAGAGUUACGAGGUCGAUGGGACCUCGUACUACACCACAUAAAGUUUUAGUAUGAGGUCAAAAAACCUCGUACCGCACCAGAGGAAAGUACAGAAAUAUCAGUGCCGCAGCGAAUGAAUAAAAAAGAAAGAAUACGUCUCUAUUAAAUUUCGUUUAUGUACAAAACAUGAAAUUUGCGUACUCCAAAAAACUUCUUCCUGUAUGUGCGACAUGGGUUUAAUUAUUAUUUGAUUGAUGAAAAUAAUAGCAAACUGUAUUUUUCAUUGUUAAUCCUGAUCUACUAUAGAAAUUCAUACUGUCAUUGGCAAUGACCGACUUUACAACUUUUUGUAUAUAAGUAAUUACAUUAUAAAAUGUAGAAAUUCCUAAUGCUUGUAAGUUUGAACUUAGAAUAACUUGUAGUCGAAUUGUUACUAUGAUAAGUAGAUAAUUUGUUUGUAUUAAAAUUUAGUAUGUAAGGAUUAAAAUAAUUAAGGCAUUUAGUACAAUAAUAAAGCUAACGGGUUUGCCGUCAAUUUUGCAAUGUUUAUACUUUGUGUUAAAGGUACCUAAAUACAAUAUCUAUUAUUGUAUGCUUAUGUGUUUGUUUAACUGACCUCCAGUAAUGGAGAUGCUCUACUUUGGGAGUGUUUGUUUGAGUAGGUAAUACCUACGAGUAGGUUCUAGGUAGGUCCUUUUAAAUUAUUUUUUCAUUUCAGCAGCCUACAGAUAAAAACUAAACUUUUUAUACUAUUAUCCGCCAAUAUGGCACCCAAUGCCCGAACCACUUUUCCACGCUCCUCAAUUAGGUCGUUAAUGUAUAGAUAAAACAAGUCCAGAGAAGACAACCCACCUUGACGUACACCACACUCAACUUUAAAGUUACCAGGUUCUGUGUCACCCUACAGCACAGUAUUCGUCUGGUUCUCUUACCAGUACCUCAUCAGUUCGACAAUACUACUAUGUAUGUACAUACAUACAUUUUUCUCCAACACAGGAUUAAGGUUGUUUUCCGAUCACAGAUGUACUAAGUUGUGUAACAUGGAUGUGUGAUAAUCACAAUUACUAUGGAUCCUUGAUUUUCAUAGCUUAGCUUAUUUGAGCACCGAUCAAAACGCAUUCAAUGAAGGUAAAUGUUAUAUUUUUCUAAAGAUGCGUACGGACGAGAGCUAAAUACCAAGCUAAGCGAGAGAUAUGGUCAAUAGCACAUUUAGUGCUAUUCAGUGCUGUUACUAAGCUAUAACCUACCUCACAAACUGCUUAACUGCCUAGCACAUCUGCAGUGAAAAACAACUUAUGGCCUAGUUCGGACUAGUAUUUUAGUAUUUCAGUCGAUAGUUUAGUAUCUAGACACAGGAAUAAAACACUGAGCACUGUUAUUACGUGAAAUCCUUUAUUGCGAGAAUGGCCGCCGCUCGAUGACGCGUUCGUGCGUCGAUCUUGCUUUAUUAUGCAAGUACCUACAUUACAGAUAGGUACAAACAAUUUUUGGAUUUAUCGCCCAAAAAUCGACUAUUGUACUAGAGUAGUCCGAACUAGGAUUAAGAGCAUAUACAGCUUGAAUAGAUAAAAAAAGAGAUUAUUGUACUCAAAAGAAGGCUAGUGAGAAAAUAAUACUUACAUUAAGUAAAUUUUUCAUUAAGAGAAGUUUAGCGACGAAGAAAAGCGAAGUAGACGCGAAUUAAUAUAAAUGUCGAAUCUCUAAUCUCAUGUUUAUAUAUUGAAUUUUUCUACUACUAAAGUAUUUAGGUACCUACUACUAACCUAUAGUCUCUCUGUGAAUUUUUUUCACUCAUUUCACCUAUCAAAAAAAAAUUUAAUAUUUAUAGGUUCCAACAUGAUUCUUGGUCUUAUCCACUUAUUAAAUACCAAUUGGUGUUAACAUUUACUUACAUACUUCUUUUAUUUUCCUGCGGUAUACGUUAAAAUUUAAUUAUCUUGAGACAAACCGUUAGAAUGGAAAGAAAGUAACGAUACCUAGUUCUUUUGAUGUAGAGUGAAAUUUUAAGAAUUUUAAUAUCUCAACUUCAUGCCAAUUUACCUUCUUUAAUGAUUUCUUUACAGAUUUAUGUACAAAUAUAAUUUAAAUUUUCUAAAUUGAUAAUCUUGAUAAUUUAAAAAGUUAAGGCCAAAAGUUACUUUUGUAGAACUUCAAUUUUAGCUUGAAGUAUAAAAUAAAAUAUCUAUUUCAGACUUAUAAUCUGCUAUCGAAAAUAAUUUUCCUUACAGUUACAUGCUAAUGAUUUAUCUCAAGAAACUGAACUACUACACUAAUGUACCUACUACCUAAACUAUUAUUUGUAGUUUUUGUUAAUUUGGAUCACGAGAGUUGUGAUAUUUACGUAAUUAUAAGUAUUGUUUUAUUAUAUAUAAAACAAACGUAAUUUAAGAACGUUUAUUACUUACACUGUAUAAUAUAGUCAUAAUAAUCGUGUAUUGUUAUAAUAAAGCGUAGAAGACGUUGAUAUGUAGAUAGAAAUUGGACAAUAGUUUUUAAUUUGGUAUUUUUGAGCACUUAGUAAAAAUUGUCUUAUGGUAACGCUCACAAAAUGUCCUAGAAAUGUUUUUUUCAGAUAGCAUGAGUACGGUGACAGUCGCCUGUAUGACGUUGUUAUUAGGUACGUACUAAUAUCGUGAAUCGCGGCAAACUCUCAAGCGUAAAACGAACUGUCACCCGCACCAUCCUACAUGAAACGAACUGUACUACUAACUAAAUUGUCGACCAUUAUAUUAUUGGAAUCGAAAAUACUUAGCGAUGGUAAGGUAAUGGCAGUGGCGUAGCGUGGGGGCAUAUGGGUGGAUUGCCCCAGCCAUCAUAUUAACACGUUCGCUGCGGUACGAGGUCAAUUGACCUCGUAUGUCUGGCGUGUGCAAAAGUUACGAGGUCGAUGGACCUCGUACCGUACUACAUCAAGUUUUAGUAUGAGUUCAAAGAACCUCGUACCGCACCAGAGGAAAGUGCACUAAAACCAGUGCCGCAGCGAAAGUUUUAAAGCGGUAAGUGUCACCCACGGUUUUGUCAAUUGAAAAUAUAAAAUUCCAAAUACAUGCUACGCACCCCCUUAAAACUCACGAGACAAAAUGUAACACAAAAAUAAGCCUCUUCAAAGCCACUAGGUAUCUAAUAUUUUACUCGUUCGCUUGGCCAUUUCAGUGAUGGUGGCAGUUAUAUGUAUUAUUUGGCUUUGCUUUAAUGGCCCUCGUUACAUGACAGUGGCAUAAAUAACUAACUAUAAAGCAAUAAUUGAAAUACAGGCGGCAAAUUGCCAGUCGGUCCUGGGCGGUGAAAAUCCGCGCUGCGCUAACUGGCGGUAAUGUACAAUCACGAAGAGGAAAAGCAAAUCAAUCAAUCAAUCAAAAAAUCAUUUAUUUCAAGUAGGCUCAGUUUACAAGCACUUUUGACACGUCAGUUGACUAUUUGUAAAGAUUCUACCACCGGUUCGGAAGGCAGGUUCUGCUGAGAAGAUACCGGCAAGAAACUCAACAGUUGCUCUUUUGAAAAAGUCAUACAGUAUUAUAAUUUACAAUUGAUAACAAUUACAAUUUAUUAUAGUUUUAUUUCCUGUGUGAAGGUGGAAGCUGAUCCAAUGGCCUCCAAGCGAGCAUCUUUAAGGAACUCAUCAAUGUUGUAGUAACCUCGACUAAGUAAAUGUUUUUAACACAUUGCUUAAAGCUAUGCAUUGGCAGGUCCAUCACAGUCUUGGGGAUCUUGAUAAAGAAAAGUACACCCAAACCUACAAAAGAUUUUUUUACUCUUUGGAGACGAUAUGCAGAAAUAACUGACUUAUGCCCGUGUCUAAGCUACAAUAUUAUUCUACAUGCUAACCAGACCAAAGCCCCUUUUUUCACACUGGGCACUGGGCUCUACGAUCGAUGACCUCCCGGUAUUUGGGAUCCCAGGAUAAGAUUGAUCAAGUACAUUUCUAUGGAGUCCUAAUCCAUAGUAGUCCGGUAAGGACUCGAUCGAUCUUUCGUAUAGUCUUUCAAGAUGCAUUCUUUCUGUGGUAGGGAGCAUCAUAAUUUCAUCAAUAGAUUUAUUAAUCUAGAUUCUUACCUACAAAAACUAUUAUUUAUUUAUAAAAAUCUAACAGUGCAAUACAUAUUCUUUAAGUUUUAAUCACUGCUCCGUAAUCUUUUCCGUAUUGAAAAAGCCAGUACUUACAUAAUAAAAUGUUGAAAGAGAGAUUAUUGAUUUAACCUAAUGUAGGAAAUAGGAAUCUCAGACGGAUAUGACGUCAGGUGGCGCGACUUGUUUCCGUAUAGAGUGGGGAGUUAGAGGGGUACCGAUCGGUUUGCGGGAACGACUUGCGAUCUAAGGUGCUCGUCGCGCUGUCGGCUUUAGUAUACUCGUAGCGUUCGAGCUGUCCACAUUUUUUGUUGAGUAAUUCUUUAUUGGUUACUUGGGAUAGGCGGGGAAAGUCACUUGAGUGGAAAAGGGGAGUGUUGGUUAACUGUCAAGGUCGCCCUUAACCCUACACACAACGUUCACAAGUGCGUGACUCCACUCAAGAUCAUUCUCUGCCAUUCUAUGGUCUUAUUUUGAUUACAGUUUGAUUUGUUAAUUAAGUUGUCCUGAGCCUGACAAAUGUUGUGAAUCAUAACCUUUUGUUGGACAUUGGUUUACUUAUUCUCUGACGGUCUGCUAAAACUAGAUAUUAGUUUAUUAAAAUUUAUUUACAAAAUAGUAAAUCAGUUUUAAUAGUAUGAACUUGAUAAAAAUGUAGCUUAUUUGGACAUAAACUUAUUGGAUCGAUGUGGAAACAGGAAAUCGAAGUUCUGUUAUUGUUAAACUACUAUUAUGUAAUUUUGUUUGAUCAUUAUGUACCUACGACUUCAUUAAUUCGUACCAUUUUGUAUGGGGCGUUUUUCAGGGAUCCGUUGCAGCGCCGUAAACCUGACCCUUUAAAUCCCUAAAAGUAAUGAUCGCAAAUUCCCUGUUACUUUCAUAAAAUUGCUUUACUAUUAGCAUACUCUUAAUUUAUAUUUUAAUUAUUAUUUAUACUCUUAAUUUAUAUAUUAAUAAUAAUAAGUGUAAUAAAACCGUUAAACAAAGUUCUACAUCUAAAUGAUAGGCAUGUUUCAUUAGAUAUUGUUUGUUUUGUGAUAAAUCGCGUCUUGCGAUGUCCACUAUGAAUUAUCAAAGGAUUAUUGUUCCAAUUCAAAUUCAAGCGUCCGUUGUAUAUUCGGCUGCUGAAAUUGAACUUCAAACUUCGAAUUUCGAUAAAAUUGCAGAUGCUUUACUUAAAAUAGCGCCAUCUUUUCCCAAAGUUUCGUGAUGAAAAGGAUGGCACUAUUUAUUUGCAAUGACCAAUGAUAAUUUUAUACUAUAGAUAGGUAGGUUACGUCCCUAUAAAAUCACCGCAAAAAGUGAUCCGAAUUUAGGUACACCUGAGCGCACACAUGCACAAUUUUGUCUAUAAUUCCAUUAUAUAUAAAUUUUUUACACUUCCUGAACACACAUUCGACUUGGACGAUAUUUAUGUACUAUUUGUUUAAAUAACGUUCGUUGUUUAUUAUGCGACUAAAUUAAAUUAAGUCAAUUUUCCACAUUUGUCCGCCUUUUGAUGCGCUUGUGUCCCAUCUCUAGUAUAAAAUAUCAUUGGCAUUGACACAAUAUUUGUCUAGGUUUACUGUAAAAUCGAAUUAUUGUAGACACGUCUGCGUAAAGAACUAAAUGAUACCUAGAGAAAAAAAAAAUCAUCAGCCAACAAUAUCUUUCCAAAAAUAUAAACAAGCUUUCCUUAAACUACAUAAGGUGUGUCAAUUGAAUAUUAAAUAGUGCCUAGCUUAGAGUAUUACUGCAGCUCAUUGUUUGAAACAAAUAUUGUUUUUAAAAAUAAUGUUUAAUAUUGUUAUACUAUUCAUUAUAGUGAAAUGAUAGAUUGUGAAGCAUUUCUUUUAAAAUAAAAAUUGUGGAAU